AUGGCUGGAACUCACGAGUUGAGGGAGGCGAUGGAGAUGAGAAUGAGGGCGCUUGACGUGCAGCUGGAAGAGACAAGGAGGGAGUUAGCAGCAGCCAAGGGGGAUUUGAGUGAACACAAGAGCGUAGGGCAAGCAGAGGAGGAGACAGCAACCAAGGGGCAGCUGGCAGCCGCAAAAGGGGAAUUUGCAGCAGGCAAAGCAAAGCUGGCAUCAGUGAAGGGGAGGGUCGCUAAGCUGGACAAUCGCAUGCUCAAGGUCGAAACGGCCCUGGAGGAGGUCUUGGUCUCUCUUGUACGAGACGACUGGGGAAGCACACGGGCGUUGACUGCCGUGUCGACAGCAUUCAGCGGGGAGACAAAACAAACCCCCACUUUUUCCCUCACUGCCCUUUUCUCCCCUUGCCCUCUCUUCCUCUUUCGUGCUCUGUUCUUCACAUUUUUCAUGGUUUCCCUUGACAAUCACAUCGUGCUCCUCGGGUAUGUGCUGAACGGAGAUGACUUUGAAGCCACAGGCCAACCUGACCCGGGUUGA
Messenger RNA from Closterium sp. NIES-65, 531 nucleotides. The record is from the annotation of a GenBank genome assembly. Lineage: Eukaryota; Viridiplantae; Streptophyta; Zygnematophyceae; Desmidiales; Closteriaceae.